UUUUAACUUCUUUGCAAGGAAUUGCGAGUUGUGUGUAUUGUUGCGCAUGAGAUUACAAAGCGCCGCUGCAUAUAUUUCGCAGCUAUGCAAGACACUUUCCAUCGACUUUCCACCCUGUAUAUAGUAAUAUCCGCUGCUCUGGCUAUGGCAGUGGUUGCCACGCACUCACCCACCACAUCCUACCGUCUCAUGCCCCUGCUGACUUGUUAUGAGGUAAAUUCAAUUUCACAGUAGAUGCCGCACAACAACCGUGAUAUUAUUUGAGUUUUUCCCACCAUCAGGCUCAAGUUUGCUGACCUAAGGAGGAAGAAUAGGAGCUGGGUUGUCAGGGUUUUGAGUUUUUGGGCCAGAAGCAAAGCGGAUCAAUUGGUGGAUUGACUAUGGUUGUGAGUUGAAGUUGUAUCAUGUUGAUGAGGAGGGUCUGACUUAGGAGGGAAGUUAUGGAGGAUUCGUUCGCCUCGUUCGCUGACUUGUUGGAGGAUGGCACCAAUGAGGUAUUGUUUUCAUUGUUUGCGGCGGAAGGGCUGAGUGAAGGAAUGGUUGAGGGAACUGACGGGUUUCAGGAACUCGAUGACUAUGGACGUUUGUACGAAUACAACAAGUUUGCAGAUGCUUCGAUAUGGGAUGGCGUAUUUGAUAACAGACAAGAAACUCCGUCAUCGGUAGCUAGCCAGACGCAGGAUGCAGAGGUUGUAGAUGUAAGCAGCAGCAACGAGUUGCAAAAUAUCUUACCAGAUGAUUUAGCAGAGGCUUCAUCCCAGUUCCGGACUAGUUUCCAGAGUGCGGCGUCCCCACAGAUAGCCCCUCCUGAUCCAGAGUUGCAAGCUGAGAUGCUCGAACUCCUAAGCAUUUUCCAAGUCGUGUACGAGAAUAAGUCUGCUAUUGACACACCCAGUUUGCUAAAGAAAUGUAUACACAUGUGCGAACGAAUCACGGAUCGAUUUUACCAGCUUCCUCAGGUUGUGGCCAUGCACGAGCAAGCUAAAAUUCUGUUGCAGAUGUUCGAAAACGAAGAAGCAGGAAGUUCUCUCACCCGUUCAAAUCCAUCCUCUAACUCAGCAACCGGUAACAGCACUUUGUCUGGGCGGUCGCAUCGGCAAAAACUUAUGGCAGAUGUGAAGGAGGCUCUAGAUAGGGUUGAUUGUGAUGCAAAUGAAAGAAGGCUUUUCAAGGACCCUGACGAAGGUAGAGAAGUGAACGGUGUCUACAUCUGCAAGGGUAUCUGGUACUGCAAGAUGCACAUUGAGCAAGAACAGUGCAGACAAUGUGGGGUCGACUAUCGUUUGCUUAACCAGGUUCAUCGUUCACGGACUGAGGAAGCGCAAAUGGACGACAUUCUUCGGAAGGAGCAGCAGCGACUGGAGGAGCUUGAGCAUCGGCGCGUUCUCCUUUCACGCCCUGAUUCCGUCAUCCAAGGAGGAUUAACCGAUGUCCACAUUCACCAAGACGCUGAAGAUUUUCAGUCAAUAGGAAGAGACCUGAACGAGGAGUUGGCGCGAGCAAGGGAGAAGGAUAAAGCCAUCUCAUUGAGGUUUUCCCCUCUAUUUCAGAUUUUUGAGGAGAGAAGACUUGUGCUUUAGAAUGCUACGUGGUAGAUCAAUGCCUUCUUUAUCUUGAGGGUUUGAAAAAUGUGCUACAGAUACUGGGCUGUGUCUGUCAAAUAAUUGCACAUGUAGCUUUUAAGUACUAAAAUUCGUGUCCAUGUAUGUACAGAAGAUUUACUUUACAGUAGAUAGACAGGUUUAUGAAAGACCCAGUAAGCGCUGGGACUAGACACUUCAUAAUCAAAAAAAAUCUAGCUGAUAUAAACUGCAUAUACAAGUUUUGAUUUUAAUAUUAAUCACUUCUAUAUUAUCCGCUCA
Messenger RNA from Physcomitrium patens, 1862 nucleotides. RefSeq lists its product as uncharacterized. NCBI's taxonomy places the organism in Eukaryota, Viridiplantae, Streptophyta, Bryopsida, Funariales, Funariaceae. The record is from RefSeq and is a predicted model, not a curated record.